Molecule: messenger RNA, 891 nt
Organism: Cryptosporidium muris RN66
Lineage: Eukaryota; Apicomplexa; Conoidasida; Eucoccidiorida; Cryptosporidiidae
Exons: 1
Coding region: 1-891 (296 amino acids)
Biological process (GO): protein modification process
Cellular component (GO): cytoplasm
Molecular function (GO): biotin--[biotin carboxyl-carrier protein] ligase activity
Source: RefSeq, a predicted model, not a curated record
AUGGUAUCAUUAGAACCCACUAAAUAUUAUAAACAUCCAGAAUAUCCAUUAAUAAUAUGUUAUUUUGAUACUAUAGAUUCUACACAAUUAUGGGUUUAUAAUAAUAUUGAAGACAUUAAAAAUAAAUAUAAUCUAUCACCAAAUACCUGGAUUGCUGUAACAUCUAAUUAUAUGACAUCAGGUAUAGGAACCUAUAGUUCUAAAACUAAUAAUAAUAAGAGAUGGUAUACUAUUAAAGGAAAAAAUAUUAACAUUUCAUAUAUAACAUUAUGCCCAUUAAAUAAUAAAGAAACUAUAAAAUAUAGCUCUUUGGUAGGAGCAUUAUCUGUAUCAAAUAUAUUAGAAAAUAUUGGAAUAAAAUCUGUUAAAAUAAAAUGGAUUAAUGAUAUAUAUGUAUCUGGAAAAAAAAUUGGUGGUAUAUUAUGUAAAUUAUUAACUAAUAUAUUUACAUUUGAUAAUAAUGGUGAAAAACAACAAUAUGUACCUUUUAUUAUUGGAAUUGGUUUAAAUGUAUUACAUAAUCAAGAUGAAAUUCCUAUUAAUAUUGAUCAUCCUGCAACAUCUGUAUUUUUAGAAAAAAGUAAAUAUGAAAUUAAUCCAAAUAUUUGUAUUAAUGAAAUAGAAAAUAAUCUUCAUUUUGAAAUUAUUAAACAAUUUUCACAACUUUAUCAAAAUAAUUCAAUAACAUCAUUAUUAAGACAAAUUAAUGAUAAAUUGAUAUUUAUUGGUAAAAUAGUUUCAAUUUUAUAUACAGAUGAAGAUAAUGAUAUUGAAGUUAUUGGGAUUUUUGAAGGAAUUGAUAAUAAUGGAUAUGCAAUAAUUAGAACAUGUGAUUUAGGAGGAAAAUUAAUUUAUGUAUCUCAUGGUACAAUGAGACAAAUCAAUAUAUAA